Messenger RNA from Pezoporus flaviventris, 794 nucleotides. RefSeq names its product ADP ribosylation factor like GTPase 2 binding protein (gene ARL2BP). NCBI's taxonomy places the organism in Eukaryota, Metazoa, Chordata, Aves, Psittaciformes, Psittacidae. Bases 98 to 568 code for a protein of 156 amino acids. Gene Ontology annotation, cellular component: mitochondrial intermembrane space. Gene Ontology annotation, biological process: maintenance of protein location in nucleus; positive regulation of tyrosine phosphorylation of STAT protein. The transcript has 7 exons. The record is from RefSeq and is a predicted model, not a curated record.
GCGGUGCUGUGACGGCGGGAGCGCUUUAUCUGAAAAGAAGAAAUAACCGGUAACAGCAGCAAGAUUGUCUCUCCCCCACCCAGGCUAUGCAGGAGCAAUGGAGGAUUCUGAUGAAGAAACCUUUGAUGUAGCCAUCUCUUCCUUCUCUGAUGCAGAGUUUGAUGCAAUUGUUGGGAAUCUGGAGGAUAUCAUAAUGGAUGACGAUUUCCAGCUAAUGCAGAGGACUUUUAUGGAGAAGCACUACCAGGCAUUUGAUGACUCAGAAGAAAAUAAGCUCAUCUAUACUUGUAUUUUUAAUGAAUAUAUCCGUUUAGUAGAGAAAUACAUUGAAGAAAAGUUGCUUGAACGGAUUCCUGGUUUCAAUAUGACUGCUUUCAUAAUGUCACUGCAACAGCACAAAGAUGAAAUUGCAGGUGACAUAUUCGAUAUGCUUCUCACAUUUAUUGACUUUCUGGCUUUCAAAGAAAUGUUUCUGGAUUACAGAGCUGAAAAGGAAGGCCGAAGUGUGGAUUUAAGCAGUGGGCUAGUGGUGACUUCACUAAACAAAUCAUCAAUGUCCUCCUCCUAGAACAGUUUAUGCAAGACUUUGCUUCUGCAGAUGAAGAAUCCUGGAACUUUAAAGGAAUCCUGUUGACAUAUUUUGUAAUUGUAGAGCUAAAGUAAUGGUUUGCAGCUAAAAUUGAAAAUAUCCUGUCAUUGUUUUUAUUGAAGUACAUUUUCAUUCUUUUUCUGUUGCAGUUGUUUCAAUUAAUUACUUCAGUCAAUGGCAGUGUGAGUAAGUACCUCGGCAGUUA